UCAAAGAAAGGUGUCCUUUAUCCGCAUACUCUACACUACAUUCCGGCACAUUUCACAGCAGUCAGAACAGCUCAAGUAUCAAAGAACCAAUCAAAGGGUCAUCAGCUCACCACUGCCCAGCCAAUGAAGACAUUAGCAGGGCUGAGCAGCACUGCAUCAGAAUCCAGCAUCACUCCAACCUCAACCAGCACUCCAACCUCCCAGCGUCUCAUGGCCCACAGAAACAGGGUCGCAGUGGGAGCACAAAGGACUCAUUUGGAUCAAGGCGUGCACCAGCCAGACACCAGGGCGGGUUUCUGGAGGCCACUGGGAACACCCCAUGUCUCAGCUUUCCCGGGGAGAGAGCGGCCGCCCGCUGCCUACCCACACUCUGACUGGCAGGCCUGGUCUAGACAGCCAUCAGAUGCCAUUCAUCCCGUUCGUGAGUCUUCGUACACAUGGAAAGGAGCCAGGAUGCUGGAGAGAGAGGGCUUCACAGAACAACAGCAAGCUCUGCUCCCCAAAGAUCCAGAGCCCGGUCCUUCAGGAGACCCAAACUGCAAAGUGGACAUCGCCUUUCUGAUGGAUGGCAGCUGGAGCAUUGGGAGACGUCGCUUUCGGAUACAGAAGGACUUCCUGGCCAAAGUAGCAGAGACCAUCGAUGUUGGGGCCUCUGGACCCUUGAUGGGUAUCAUCCAGUAUGGAGAUAACCCUGAGAUCGAGUUUGACCUGAUGGCGUACACCAGCUCGAGAGAUCUGUCUGCCGCCAUCGAGAACAUCAGCCAGAUGGGUGGAGCGUCCAAUGUUGGAAAGGCUCUUUCCUACCUCAACGGCCACUUCUUCACGGACGCUGGCGGAAACCGGGGCAGGGCGCCCAACGUGGCUGUGGUCCUACUUGACGGGUGGCCCACAGAUAAGCUGGAGGAGGCGUCCCGGCUAGCCAGAGAGUCUGGCAUCAACGUCUUUUUUGUCACCAUCGAGGGUCCCGCUGAAGACGAAAAAGAAAAUGUUCUGGAGGCCAACUUUAUGGACGAGGCGGUUUGCCGCACGAAUGGCUUUUUCUCCAUGCCCAUAUUCAGUUGGUUUGAUCUAGGGGCCGCGGUCCAGCCACUAGCCAGGCGGCUGUGUGACACGGACCAGUUGGUUUGCAGCAAGACGUGCCUGAACUCCAACGACAUCGCCUUCAUCAUCGACGGCUCCAGCAGUGUGGGCACGGGCAACUUCCGCACCGUGCUGCAGUUCGUGGCCAAUGUGACGCGCGAGUUCGAGAUCUCGGACACGGACACGCGUGUGGGCGCCGUACAGUACACCUACGAGCAGCGACUGGAGUUCAGCUUCAGGCAGCACAGCACCAAGCCCGAGCUUCUGGCUGCUAUCCAGGGCAUCAGCUACUGGAGCGGUGGCACCAGCACAGGAGCCGCCAUUGCUUACGCUGCCGAACGGCUCUUCAGCCAGUCCAAGCCCAGCAAGCGAAAGAUCAUGAUCGUCAUCACCGACGGGCGCUCCUACGAUGAUGUCAGGGCUCCGGCCUUGGCCAUCCAACGGCAAGGUGUGAUCGCCUACUCCAUUGGCAUUGCUUGGGCAGUUCAAGAGGAACUGGAGUACAUUGCGUCAGAGCCUGACAUGGAGCAUUCCUUCUUUGUAGAUGAUUUUGACAACCUCCACAAAUUGGUGACAAAGAUCAUUUCUAAUAUAUGCCAGGAGUUCAACCAACAGCCAAGAAACUGAGAGGGGCACAGGGGUUGGAUGUUUGGGAUAACCUCUGGUCAACAGCCUUGAUGGAUGGCGCCAGUCUGUCGUCACUGGAGGUCAAUCUACUUGAAUGAUCUUUGCUAAGAUACCAGUAGCCCCCUUGUACUCGAUCAGCAAAUUCAUCCCGUUUCAGCAGCUAAAUGUUAAUGCUAUAUGAAGAAUUUGUACUGGAAAAUAUCAUUAUCCCCUAGAUGUAUGUUUUAUGACCCAGCUGAUAAGGGUGAUAUUGAAAAGUAAUGAAAAAUAUCCUGGGUAAUUGGCACAAAAUUUUUAUAUACAAGUAUAUUGUGUUUCCUGCAGGAGGUGAGAGAUCAUUUUGCUUUGACAUCACAAAUGGUGUCAUUUCAGACCCACCUCAUAACAAGCUUGUCACUAAGGGUCUGCGUGACAGACGCUCAAUCCUUAGCAAAUAUUCAUGACUGUGGACCCCCCCCCACAUUUUCUUGUAUGUUAUUGAUGCAACUGCCACAGUUGCACGUUAUUUUCCAGACAUGCUUAUUUGUAGGUCAUGUAUGUUAAUGCAUUGUUUUUAAGCCUCGGUACCUGUGAUCAGAAGGUUGCUGGUUCUAGCCCCGCUUCAGCCCAACUGCUUGCUCCUUGAGCAAGCCCCUUAACCCAUCUGGGUGCUGCCCCCUAACGGCUAGAUUACUCUCACCUACAGAGAGCAAGCUGGGGGAGGCAAAAAGAGAAAAUCCCCAUGGGGAUCAAAGUAUGUGAUGAUGAUGAUGAUGAGUUUCCUGUGAUGUAAGGUAUAAAAUGAUGUGUGGUACGAAAGUAUAGAAGAUAGUUGAAAAGUGAUCUGAUGAUAAUUUAGAAUUACUGGGUGUACUGAACUGAUAAAAUUCCAUAAUAAAGAGCUGACACCAGGAUG
This is a messenger RNA of Brienomyrus brachyistius, 2602 nucleotides long. RefSeq names its product vitrin-like. The transcript is spliced from 12 exons. The record is from RefSeq and is a predicted model, not a curated record. Lineage: Eukaryota; Metazoa; Chordata; Actinopteri; Osteoglossiformes; Mormyridae. The coding region runs from base 124 to 1707 and encodes 527 amino acids. Gene Ontology annotation, biological process: positive regulation of cell-substrate adhesion; extracellular matrix organization.